Messenger RNA from Drosophila sechellia, 3187 nucleotides. RefSeq names its product glucose dehydrogenase [FAD, quinone]. Gene Ontology annotation, molecular function: flavin adenine dinucleotide binding; oxidoreductase activity, acting on CH-OH group of donors. The record is from RefSeq and is a predicted model, not a curated record. The transcript is spliced from 2 exons. NCBI's taxonomy places the organism in Eukaryota, Metazoa, Arthropoda, Insecta, Diptera, Drosophilidae. The coding region runs from base 628 to 2739 and encodes 703 amino acids.
CGUGCAACGCAGCCGCGCAGACGCAGUCAGCGGUUUGAAAAUCCGGCCUAAAUAAUCCAUAUAUGCAUACAUAUAUGUACAUAUUUUGAAAACAUCAUCAAAUUCAACCAAUCCAAAGGAUCCCGUGAUUUGUGAUCGAUGUGCCAAAGUGCCAGGCUACGUGGGCUGAGAAUCGCAAUUGGCCUACGAAGAGCACAAGGAUAGCACAACAAGGAUAAGGAAAGGACAUUCAAUAUAAAUAUAAAUAAUUACUUUAAAGGCAAGGAAGCAAAGGAUUCUCUACAACAGUGUUGUGAACAAGUUGAAAAGCAGAGAUUCUUGUUCAAAGAACCACACAUUUAAUGGUUAAAAAGCUAUAAAGAACGCACUUCUUAUAACGUAUAUAGAAAAUCGGGAAAGCACAAAAGCACUGGAGCAAAGCAGCAUUGAAACUGAGCAGCUUACUGAAAAUCGGGACAUAUCAGAGCCCCGCCAUGCACAAAAGAAAGAAACCCUAGACUUUAGAGAGUGGAAAGAAGCAGAUAGCAUCGCCAACACUAAACCAAGAAAGUAGUGGUUAUAUACCUGAAACUGGCUUAAACUAAGGAUAAUCCCACAGAGAACUUAAGUAGACAUCCGUCCGUCAACAUGGUGCUCAAUCUGCUGUUCAUAACCACUGUGAUCAAGUCCACAUUUGGCGUGGUGACCACGGGACUCUGGCUAAUCCCACUGAUGCUGGCCGCCAUCACAUACUAUCGCUAUGAUGCCGUGGAUCCCGAGUCGAGGCCCCUAGAUCAACUGAAUCUGUAUCCAGAGUACGAUUUCAUAGUGGUGGGCAGUGGUUCGGCCGGAGCUGUGGUCGCGAAUCGGUUGAGCGAGGUGAGGAAAUGGAAAGUACUGCUGAUCGAAGCCGGUCCAGAUGAAAACGAGAUCUCUGAUGUACCAUCGCUGGCGGCCUAUUUGCAAUUGAGCAAACUGGAUUGGGCCUACAAGACGGAGCCCUCGACCAAGGCGUGUUUGGGAAUGCAGAACAAUCGUUGCAAUUGGCCAAGAGGACGAGUUUUGGGCGGCAGUUCGGUGCUCAACUAUAUGCUCUAUGUGCGUGGCAAUCGCCAUGAUUACGAUCACUGGGCAUCGUUGGGCAAUCCAGGCUGGGAUUACGACCAUGUGCUGCGUUACUUCAAGAAAUCGGAGGAUAAUCGUAAUCCCUAUUUGGCCAACAACAAGUAUCAUGGUCGCGGAGGUCUGCUAACGGUUCAGGAAUCACCGUGGCAUUCCCCUUUGGUUGCCGCCUUUGUGGAGGCCGGCACUCAGUUGGGCUAUGAUAAUCGUGACAUUAAUGGCGCCAAACAGGCGGGCUUUAUGAUUGCCCAAGGAACGAUACGUCGUGGUUCGAGAUGUUCCACCGCCAAGGCAUUUCUGCGACCCAUACGUGCGCGAAAGAAUUUUCAUCUGUCGAUGAACUCCCAUGUGACCAGGAUCAUCAUCGAACCGGGAACCAUGAGGGCACAGGCCGUGGAGUUCGUGAAACAUGGCAAAGUGUAUAGGAUAGCGGCCAGGAGGGAGGUUAUCCUCUCAGCUGGUGCCAUCAAUACACCGCAGCUAAUGAUGCUAUCUGGAUUGGGACCACGAAAACAUCUGGAAAAGCAUGGCAUUCGAGUGUUGCAAGAUCUGCCCGUUGGCGAGAAUAUGCAGGAUCAUGUGGGAAUGGGCGGACUCACUUUUCUGGUGGAUAAGCCCGUGGCUAUUGUCCAGGAUCGUUUCAAUCCCACAGCCGUCACCUUUCAGUAUGUGUUGCGUGAACGAGGACCGAUGACCACAUUGGGUGGAGUCGAGGGUCUGGCCUUUGUGCACACACCAUACUCAAACCGCAGUCUCGACUGGCCGGAUAUUCAAUUUCAUAUGGCACCGGCUUCCAUUAACUCAGAUAAUGGAGCCAGAGUAAAGAAGGUGUUGGGCCUGAAGGAAUCUGUGUACCAAGAGGUUUACCAUCCAAUAGCCAACAAGGAUAGUUGGACGAUAAUGCCGCUGCUUUUGAGACCAAGAUCGCGGGGAUCUGUUAAGUUACGAUCGGCGAAUCCCUUUCACUAUCCCCUCAUCAAUGCCAACUACUUUGACGAUCCCUUGGAUGCCAAAACUUUGGUGGAAGGAGCCAAGAUAGCUCUUCGCGUAGCUGAGGCCCAGGUUUUCAAGCAGUUUGGAUCGAGACUGUGGCGCAAGCCGCUGCCCAAUUGCAAACAGCACAAAUUCCUAUCCGAUGCCUAUUUGGAGUGCCAUGUGCGCACCAUUUCGAUGACCAUUUACCAUCCAUGUGGCACUGCGAAGAUGGGACCCGCCUGGGAUCCCGAGGCUGUGGUGGAUCCACGCUUGAGGGUUUAUGGAGUUCGCGGUCUCAGGGUGAUUGAUGCCAGCAUAAUGCCAACGAUUAGUAGUGGGAAUACCAAUGCACCGGUUAUAAUGAUAGCCGAAAAGGGCGCAGAUCUCAUCAAGGAAGAUUGGCUAACAAAUCCCGAGUACAAAGUGAAGCGGCAGGCAAAUAGAGUUAGAGAUCCAGAGCCAGCUGGUAGUAACAUUCAGGGCAUCAUAACAUUGCCCACCAAUAUCAGUCAAAGCGACAGCAGCAACAUCAGUGACAGGAGCAACAUGGAGAUCAACUUCAGCAACAGCAGUCACAUCAGCAACAUCAAUUUCAGCAGCAGCAGCAACAGCAGCAACAUUGAAAGCAGCAGCAACUUCACACUCAACUAUGCGGAUAGUUAGUGACUUCAAGAUGAAGAAUGUAGAGCUCUAGUUAGCUCCAGAUUUUGUGCUCAGGGCUCCAUAGCUUUAACCACUCACAUAAAGUGUGUUUACAACGAGAAAACAACACAAAUUGUUUGCCAUUGCUAAAGUUACAUGCUGAGACAUAAACGCUUUGAGUUCGUUGAUAACUCAAGUGAAACCAGAAUGUGAUCCAAAAAUUCACCGAACAUUCUUUACCUAAAGUCUAAACUGGAACCAGAAGCUAUCUUAUUUAUGGAAACAACCAUACCAUCUUGAACAAAAGUUAUUUACUACUGUAGUUCAUUAUCAUUCGAUGGUCAUCUUGUAAUGAUCAUAAACACUUUACUGCGAAACCAGAAGUUCAAAGCAGCUAAAAAUGGUCGCUUCUUCCUUGUGAAACCAUUUAAAAAUGCUACUCAUAAAAGGUUUAUAUCUGAGAAUCAUA